Molecule: messenger RNA, 8919 nt
Organism: Branchiostoma belcheri (Belcher's lancelet)
Lineage: Eukaryota; Metazoa; Chordata; Leptocardii; Amphioxiformes; Branchiostomatidae
Product: low-density lipoprotein receptor-related protein 4-like
Exons: 38
Coding region: 16-5919 (1967 amino acids)
Molecular function (GO): calcium ion binding; protein binding
Source: RefSeq, a predicted model, not a curated record
CUGGAAGAAUGGUCUAUGACCGAGUUGUCGUUCGAGUCCCUGUCGUUAGAUGGCCCUGCAUGCCCUAAUUCCUGUACGGGAAACCCCUCCCGAAGUGGACCCGUCCAGACCACCCCCGCCCGCGAGUGGACCUGUCCGGUGGCGCCGUGUGUUCUAAACGCGGUUCCCAGUUUUCGUGCCGACUUCUGCGGAUUUUCUGCGGCCAAACUUGCAGGAUUUCCCGGGAUUUUCCGUGCCCGUGUCGGCCGGGAAAGCAUGCGUGCAGUAGCAGUGCUGUUUAUCUCGCUGGCUGUGACUUGGGCAGUGAGUGCAGCCCAGGUCCCAUGCCGCUGUGGGAAGAACCAGUUUGCCUGUGAGCCCACACCCUGGGGUGAGUGCACAUGUAUCCCCUCCCAGUGGCAGUGUGACGGGGACAACGACUGUGGAGACUCCAGCGAUGAAGACGGUUGCACCCUGCCCACCUGUUCAGAUGCAGACUUUACCUGCAGUAACGGCAAGUGUAUCCGCCACUCCUGGCUGUGUGACCAAGACAACGACUGCGGAGAUGACUCAGAUGAGAUCGCCUGUCCUCCCAGAAACUGCACAGAUGAUGAGUUUGCCUGUGCCAACGGCCAGUGCAUCAGGAACAGGUGGAGAUGUGACGGUGACGAUGACUGUGGGGACAACAGCGACGAAAACUGCCCCUCGAGAACGUGUACGGCAGCAGAGUUCACCUGUGGAGACAACAGCUGUAUCACCUCCCUCUGGAGAUGUGACAAGGACAGGGACUGUACUGACGGCUCGGACGAGGAGGAUUGUCCUACCAUGCCGGCAACCUGUGCCCCAGAUGAGUACCGCUGUGACUACGGCCGCUGUAUCCUAGAGGUGUACGCGUGUGACGGUGACAAUGACUGUGGGGACUGGAGCGACGAGAUAGCUUGUGCUACCAGAAAGCCCUGCAGGUCGGGAGAGUUCCAGUGUGGCACUGGGAUCUGUAUCAACGCUGCCUGGCAGUGUGACGGAGACUUUGACUGUGAUGAUCAGUCUGACGAGAAAAACUGCCCGACCCCCAGCUGUGCCAGUAACCAGUUCCGCUGCCAGAGCGGGCGGUGUAUCAGGUUGUCAUGGCGAUGUGACGGGGAGGACGACUGUUUUGACAACAGUGAUGAGGUGGACUGUGCCCCCCAGGUGUGUGCCCCUGACCAGUUCAGGUGUAACAACACCCGGUGUAUCGGCUCCCACAAGCUGUGCAAUGGUGUGGACAACUGUGGAGACAACAGUGACGAGGCACCAGAACUGCAGUGCAACAUUGAGGUCCCCGGGUCCUGUCAGGAUGGUAACGGUGGCUGUGAACACAAGUGCAGCAUGAUGGGGAGUCGGAUCUGGUGCUCCUGCCACGAGGGGUACCGGCUCAUGCCGGAUGGAAGGACCUGUGCUGAUGUGGAUGAGUGCCAGCUGGAGGGGACCUGUAGUCAGAUGUGUCACAACACCAUCGGCAGCUUUCAGUGCUCCUGUGUGAAAGGCUACGAGCUCAAGCCUGACAAGAAGGGCUGCAAGGCUCUGGGUCCAGAAGCUUGGUUAUUGUUUGCCAAUCGUAUCGACAUUCGGCGGAUGCACCCAGACAGAUCAGACUACGACCCGAUCCUGAGUAACCUGCAGAACGCCAUCGCGCUAGACUUCCACUCAGAACUGAACUGGGUCUACUGGUCAGACGUUACACUGGACAGGAUCAUGCGGGCAUAUCUAAACGGCUCGGGGAUGGCCGAGGUGGUCAGUACGGGGUUGGAGAGUCCAGGCUCUGCAAAGUCCAGUGUAGUGGUCAGCAUGAAUAGUUCACUCCCUACAGCAGUGGUGUCAGCAGGGCUGGAGAGUGCAGGUGGCGUUGCUGUAGACUGGGUGGGGAACAAGUUGUACUGGACAGACUCAGGCACAGCCAGGAUUGAGGUCUCCCAUCUGGAUGGAUCCUACAGGAAAGUCGUCCUGUGGGAAAAUGUGGAAAAACCCAGAGCCAUUGCCGUCCAUCCAUUGGAAGGGAAACUUUUCUGGACAGACUGGGGCUCCACGCCAAAAAUCGAAUCAGCCGGGAUGGACGGGACGGUGCGGGGAGCGGUGGCUAAGACAAACCUGUUCUGGCCCAACGGCCUGACACUUGACUACGCCACCAACAAGCUGUACUGGGCCGAUGCCAAACACCAUGUCAUCGAGUGUGCCAACCUGGAUGGGUCGGAGAGGAAGGCAGUCAUCAGCCAGGGUCUACCCCACCCGUUUGCCAUCACACUGUUUGAGGAUAACCUGUACUGGACAGACUGGCACACCAAGAGUAUCAACAGCGCUAACAAGUUCACUGGGAAUGAGAUUGAGACACUCCGGGAGCGCCUGCACUUCCCCAUGGAUGUCCGCACUUUCCACCCCAUGAGACAGCCACCAGGUGUGGACAGAUGUGGUGAGAACAAUGGUGGCUGUAGUCAUCUGUGUCUGCAGAACCCCACCGGCUACUCCUGUCACUGUCCCACAGGCAUCAGGCUACAGAACGACAAGGAGUGUGCAACUGACAUUGAACAGUUCCUGCUGUUUGCCAGAAGGACAGACAUCCGUAGAAUCUCGUUCGACACGCGGGAGAAGGCAGACGUGGUUCUCCCUCUGGGCGAGCUGCGCAGCGCCGUGGCACUGGACUGGGACAGCGAGGAGGGGCACAUCUACUGGUCCGACGUCACGGCCGACACCAUCAACAGGGCUAAAUGGGACGGAUCAGAGAUCGAGGUUCUGGUCAACUCUAGCCUGGAAAGUCCGGCCGGCCUGGCUGUGGACUGGGUGACCAGGAAGCUGUACUGGACAGACGCUGGCUCAGAUCGUAUCGAGGUGUCCAACCUGGACGGAUCCACAAGAUCAGUACUGAUCUGGGAGAUGCUGGAUCGUCCCAGGGACAUCAUCGUGGAUCCCAUUGAAGGACACAUGUACUGGACAGACUGGGGCCUGAGCCCUAAGAUCGAGCGUGCUGGGAUGGAUGGUUCCGAGAGACAACCAAUCGUCACCAAGAACCUGACAUGGCCUAACGGCCUGGCGAUCGACUCGGAGUUGGGACGGCUGUUCUGGGUUGAUGCUGGGUUGAAAACUAUCGAGUUCUCAUCCCUGGAUGGGACAAACAGACAGGUCCUGAUUGGUACCCAGCUGCCUCACCCGUUUGGCCUGACCCUCCACGAGGACAAGGUGUACUGGACAGACUGGCAGUCCAAGAGUAUCCAGAGUGCCGACAAGAUCACAGGCCUGCGCAGACAGGUGCUGAGGGAAAACCUGGAGAACCUGAUGGACAUACACAUGUACCACAAGGACAGGCAGCCAGUGCCCAGUCCGUGCCAGGUAGGAAACGGAGGCUGUAGCCACCUGUGUCUGAUAGCGCCGCUGUCGUCAGGCCGAGGCUACAGCUGUGCCUGUCCAACAGGAGUCACCCUGCUAGGUGACGACAGAACCUGCCAACCAAGGAUGCACAACUUCCUGGUGUUUGCCAGAAGGACAGAUGUACGGGCCAUCUCUCUGGACGUGCCCUACUAUGCUGACGUCAUGCUGCCCAUCAGUGGGCUGAAGAAUGCCAUCGCCAUUGACGUGGAUGAGAAAAAUGGAAAGGUAUACUGGACAGACAGUGUAACAGACAAGAUCCAAAGAGCCAACUUUGAUGGCACGGAGGUGGAGAAUGUGGUAGAGAGUGGGCUGGACACUACAGAUGGUCUGGCCGUGGACUCUGUGGGCAGGAAGGUGUACUGGACAGAUACCGGUAAGGACCGGAUUGAGGUGGCUGAUCUGGAUGGCAGGAACCGGCUGGUACUGGUUUGGGAGGGACUGGACAGUCCCAGGGCUAUCGCACUCCACUAUGAUGCAGGCUACAUGUACUGGACAGACUGGGGCAGCACACCGCGGGUGGAGCGAGCCAACAUGGACGGCACUGACCGGCAGGUCCUGGUGUCCACCAACCUGGGCUGGCCCAACGGACUGACCAUCGACAAGGUUGCAGGCAGACUCAUCUGGGCUGAUGCCAGGACAGAGAAAAUCGAAAGCUCAGACCUGAAUGGGAAGAACAGAAAUGUGUUGGUGACCUCAGCCCCUCACCCCUAUGGGUUGACCCUGAUGGGUGCGUACAUCUACUGGACCGACUGGCAGACCCGCAGUAUCCAGCGAGCUCGCAAAGACACCGGGGAGGACCAGAUUACCAUCCGGGGGAACCUGCCAGGACUCAUGGACAUACAUGCCAUACAGGCUGACAACCUAGGUACCAACAGGUGUGGUCCCAACAAUGGAGGCUGUAGCCACCUGUGUCUACCCAAACCUAACGGCAUCACCUGUGCCUGUCCUACUGGUAUCACCCUGAAGGAGGAUGGAAGGACAUGUCAUGAUGCCCCGGAGACGAUGCUGCUGUUUGCUGCCAGAGGAAGCAUCAGGAGGAUCUCCCUGGACACAGGAGACCACACGGACGUCAUCCUCCCCUUACCUGACAUCCAGAAUGUCAUCGCACUGGACUUCGACAGUUACGAGGGGAAGCUGUACUACACUGAUGUGCAGCUGGAUAAAAUUAGGAGAGCUAAUCUGAAUGGAACUGGAAUGGAGGACAUUGUGUAUAGGGACUUGGUCACGGCAGAUGGAAUUGCAGUUGACUGGAUUGCCAGAAACCUGUACUGGACAGACACAGGUAGGAACACCAUUGAUGUGGCCAGACUGGACGGCUCCAGUCGUAAGACCCUCCUGAACAACAGCCUGGACGAGCCCAGGGCCAUCACUCUCUUCCCUAGGAAAGGGUACAUAUUCUGGACUGACUGGGGUGCUUACCCGAGAAUAGAGAGAGCGCAGCUUGACGGGACUGAGCGCCGUGUCAUCGUGGACACGGACCUGGGCUGGCCCAACGGGAUCACCAUCGACCCCAUCAACAAGAGGGUGUACUGGGUCGACGCUCACCUGGACAGGAUCGAGACGUCCGACUUCAACGGCAGGAACCGCGUACAGCUGGUGUCACAAGUGCCGCACCCGUUUUCACUAACAGUGUUUGACGGCUAUGUGUACUGGACAGACUGGCAGACUCGGUCUAUCAUGAGAGCAGACAAGGAGACUGGACAGAACAUGGAGACCAUCCAGGGGAACAUCGAGGGUCUCAUGGACAUACAGAUGGUCUCCAGUCUCAGACAGACAGGGACCAACCCUUGUGCAAUAGACAAUGGUGGGUGCAGCCACUUGUGUUUGGCCAGGACUCAGGGAUACGUGUGUGCCUGCCCCAACAUCCCAGACCACAGGGCCUGCUCUACUGUUCCAGGUGUUCCUGCCUUACCUCAUACCCAGGCUGCAGCUACAGUAACCAUGACCCCCCAGCCUGACGGAGGAGCACAGACACACGACAACAGAAUACCAGAGGGGACAGGGGAACCAACUGUGGAAUGUGAUAACAGAAUAGGAGGAGACUGCCAAGCUGAAAAGAUAGCAAGCAGAGCAGAAGACGGUGGGAUCCACCCAGCCUACAUAGUCCUGGCCAUUGUACUACUGCUGGUGAUUGUCGCCGUCUGCCUCUUGGCUGUCUUUUUAUGGAGAAGAAGGAAAAGGCGGCAGGCAGCCAGUGACAGCACCAUGACCUUCAGUAACCCCGUGGUGUACCGGGCAGGGAAUGAUGCCAUCGUCUCCAUAGAGAGAAGAGACAGAAGAUGGCUCUACAAUAAAAAGGAGGACCGAGUGACAAACCCCCUCCUGAACCCCCAGCCCAAGCUGAACAACCUGGCCGCAGCCGAGGCGGCGUCCAAACUCCUGGACAAGGAGGCGUACACCAAGGAGGACCCCUGGCAGAAGGGCAACCUGUACGUCGACCUUCCACCCAAGGACCUCCGGGACGACGACGUGACAGAAAAAAUGCUGGCCCACGAGGCGGAGGCAGACGAUGUCUGCUGUGGGUCCAUAGAGAGCGACGUAUGAGCUGUAGGGUCAGAGGUCGAUGUUUGAGACUAGUACCCUACAGCCAAGGUUGUAUAUGAUACAAUAGUACUUCCACGUAACAAGCAGGUACAGCCAGAUCCUUCCCACCUGUAAAUAGCGACUGUAAGUUGUCCUGUACAUUUUGAACUCGGGAGGGAGACGGCACCUUCUGUACUCCAGUAUGGCCUCUAAGAGGAUGAGACUACAGGAUGCUGGACGUUGUAAUAAGACUACUGAUUGUUUGAUGUACAGAAAUGAUGGAGUGUUUAUGGUACGUGCAAUUGGUAUUGUGCAGAGUAACAGGCCGUUCGUCGGGUUGGCGCUUGACAGAAAAACCGGCACGGGGGUGAAACGAUUCCCUUGAUUUAUUUCCAAGCUGUGCCUUUGAGAUGUCUGCCAUUACUUUGACAGAAUGAGCCACUAUCUGGCUAUGUACUUAACGUAUAGGCUCAUGGUAGAGCGCAGGGCCAUCUAUGGUUAUGUUGAACAGUAUUAUUAAAUCACAAACCAAACCAAAUACUAACUCACAACUUAAACGGCCUUAACAUGCACACAAUUAGAAUUAUGUAGUCAUUAAUUAAUCAAUUAGAACAAUGAAUUGUAAGGAAGGAAGCAAGAGGAUGUCAGAGUCUUAUAAAGGUUGACUGUCUUCCAUGAUUUGGAUGCAGUGAAGUCAACAUUCUUAGACAUAUGGCAGGAAUAAGGAAUUUGGCAAAUUAUUCCUAGGCAUACAGUGGCCCUGUCAGUCACAAGAUACAAGAGGAGGCAUGUGAUAGUUGCCAUGUGAAAACUGCAUUGUGAUACCCACAAACUGCAGUAUGAGGCCUAAACGUAUCAAAAGGUCAUUGCAGUAGUCAGUAACAAGGUGUAUGGCAAAACGGAAUCCUUGCAUAUUACACUUUCAAUAUAUUUAUUAUAGUACACACAACAUGGAGAUUGGUGUACUCAAAGAUGAGGAGCCUCAUUCAACAUAGAAGAGCCUGUGUUGAGGAAAUGUUCAUACUUUGUCAUUACUAACAUAUAUUUAUUUAUAUCAUGCACCACUUAAAAAGAAAUUCCUGUUGCAACACAUUACAUACUAAUUAUUUUUGUUGAUGUAACUCUGUCAGGUGUAUCACUAAUCCCCACUGUAACUAAAUGAUUGUAACCAGCAAGACUGACAACCAGCAGAGAUUGCUUUUUGAGUAGCUGGUCAUGAAAUGGUGAGAAUGUAUAGCUGAUGAAACUGUAAGCUAGUCAGUUGGCAGUUGGAGUAGUCCAAAGGGCAUCUGUACAUGUGUUUAGCCUGCACAGAUGUUUUCUAGCUUGGGAAACUGUUUACUUUGACAGAUUACUGAUAUUACUGAUAGUAACCUCAAAAUUGCAUGCCUGCAUCAGGAAACGUUUACUGUUGGUCACAAAUGUAUUUCAAAGUAUUUAUCUUCUUAAAUUGUAUAUGACUUUGAUUUAACUCCUACAGUAGGCUUGUCCCAUUUGAGUUGGCAAUGUUUAGGUUGGUUCUUUCUCUGGUAUCACACUGCCAUAUCGGAACAUUUUAGUUUACAGCCAGUUACAUUGUAUAUGAACAAAUACCUCUUGUUUGUUAGUAGUGCAACAAUGCAUGAAGACAAAAUGCUAGUUUGUUAAGCCAAGCUUAUAUCUUCUCAACAACAGUGUGCAUUGUGGUAAUGCUUAGAUGCUGUUAUUUCUUCAUGACAUGCAUGAUGUAUCUUUUGCAAGUCGUGACAUAUUGGACUUGGUAUUAUGCACAGUAGCAAAGCCGGACAGGUUUAUGAUAACUCAAUAUUUAGUUUUGUAGAGCAUGUCCCAACCUAUUGACACUGUUAGUUUGCCCUUAUAAGUUACAGUAAAGUCAGCAAUAGGCAGCAGGGAGACAGGUCAGUCAGUGUGUACUGAAAUUUGAUUUACUACAUUUACUUUGUGUACUGUAAGUUUCCUCAUAGACUUGUAAUGAACGUAUGUGUCCUUAAUGUACAGAUAUUAAUGAUUUAUUUUUCUAUAAUGAAUGUUGUAACAUGACUAAUACAUGUAACUGUGAGAGAAAUAGACACUGAGAAAAGCCUUUGAACCAGGGCCACUAAAUUGUGAAAUCAUUGUCAUCAUAAUACAAGUCAAGAAAUAUGACAGCAAAGACAAGUAAUGUCUAGAAGAAAUGAAAGUGCACUGUGCGGUAUCUUUUUUCAUAAUUAUUUUCAUGCCCUUAAUGUCUUCUAGCAUCCCCUUUCCUUCUGAAAGCUGUCGUUCAUUCUCAUAUUUGACUGUGUACUGAUGUAUUUGCCCAUGUGGCACUUGUAUUCUUGAGUCGAUGUAGUCAUACCGGUAGUGACAUUUUAUGUUUGUGCACUGGCCUUUAGAAAGUGUUGAAACCAAGGGUUUAGAAACUGCCUGAAUCUUGCAACAUUGGUUAGAUCACUGGAGAACCAGGGUUACUGCUGUCUCUCUUUAGAUUAGCAUUGCUAAGUAUAAUAUUUAUAUAUUACAGUUCAGACUGCAGAUACUGAAGUAUCCAUUAUUUGUACCUCACUGUUGAAUUGUUCAGUAUUGUUUGCAGUUCUAACAGACUUUUGUAUAUGAUUAACCAUGGACAGAAAAAUUUGAUGAUGUCAUUUCCUUGAUUUUGAAACUGCAUUGUUCAAUCUUUGUACUUUUUCCUUUGAAUAUUUUACAAUUGUACAAAGUCUGUAAAAAGUCAUGACUGGUGACUCCUAUGUAACAAUAGUGCAAGUAAUUAUUGACAAACUCCUUGGCAAGAAGAGAGAUUUUGCUCCAGAACACACUCUAUGCAAGUGUGCUUUUCUUGCAAGAUAUUACAUUUAUCAAAUUGUAGUUCAUUCAAUGCUAUUUAGUUUGCCCCAGUCAAACUUAUUGAUGUAUGUAAAUUGUAGUGUUUGUUACAUGACAUUAGUUCUUGUGAAACUUAAACUGGCAUAUAUUCAACGCUGUAUAAUUUUGUUUUGACCAAGAAUGUGCAAUAUUUGUAUCACUACUAAUUCAUGAUUU